CUCCAUAUUUCACCCAGCCCAAAAAACAAACCAACACUGCAUGUAGCACAUGAACCUAUGAAACACUGAUCAUCUUAAAAGCUACACCAGAAGAUCCUUAUUAUCAUUAUCACUGUCACCACUGUCAUCAUCAUCAUCACUACCAUUGCCGGUGGCACCACAACUAUCAGAAUACUAUGUCCAGGUACAACAUAUUUUCCCAGAGAAGAUCUUGGCCACUUUGGAUGACAAUCCUUAUCUUCCUUGGAACGAUGGCAAUCUUGGGAAUAACUAUUGGUCUCCUUGUUCAUUUUCUGGCAGUUGGAAAGAUUUACUAUUACCAAGGUAAUUUUCAUAUUUCUGGAGUCACAUAUAAUGACAGUUGUGAAAAAGCAGUUUCAGAAGCCAGCACAAAUCUGAGCAAAGAUAUUGAGACUAAAAUAUCUACCGCAUUUCAGAAUUCUAGGGUAUACAAAGAAUAUAUCAACUCUCAGGUCAUGAAACUUCUUCCUAACCCCAGUGGUUCCAGUGUACAGUUACAGCUGACAUUCAAAUUUCCUCCAGCAAAGAAGAAUAGCAUGAAGCCUGAAAUAGAAGCCAUCUUACAUCAGAUAUUGAAAGACAACAUGGCAUCCUGGAAUGCAGUUCCCACCUCCCUUAAAUUUAUAGAAAUCAGCGAGGCUCAUGCUGAAAUGCUUACAAACAACUGUUGUGGGAGACAACUGUCCAACAGUAUUACAUCUGGCAAUCGAAUUGUGAAUGGGAAAAAAGCCGCGGGUGGGGCCUGGCCGUGGCAGGCAAGCAUGCAAUGGAAGGGCCAGCACUACUGUGGUGCCUCUCUGAUCAGCAGCAGGUGGCUCCUAUCUGCAGCUCACUGCUUUGCUAAGAAAAAUAAUUCAGAAGACUGGACUGUCAACUUUGGAACUGUAGUAAAUAAACCAUAUAUGACAAGGAAAGUCCAAAAUAUUAUUCUUCAUGAAAAUUAUAGCAAGGCUGGGGUUCACGAUGAUAUUGCCCUUGUGCAGCUUGCUGAAGAAGUCUCUUCUACGAAAUACGUUCGUACGAUUUGUCUUCCUGAAGCCAAAAUGAAGCUCUCAGAAAAUGACAGCGUUGUAGUUACAGGAUGGGGAACACUUUAUAUGAAUGGUCCUCUUCCAGUAAUACUUCGGCAGGCCUUUCUGAAGAUUAUUGAUAACAAAGUUUGCAAUGCUCCACAUGCGUUAUCUGGCUUGGUGACUGAUACAAUGCUGUGUGCUGGAUUUAUGUCAGGAGAAGCUGAUGCCUGUCAGAAUGAUUCUGGUGGACCACUAGCUUACCCCAACUCUAGGAAUAUAUGGCACCUUGUUGGAAUAGUAAGCUGGGGUGAAGGAUGUGGUAAAAAGAAUAAACCAGGUGUCUACACUCGGGUGACUGCUUAUCGUGACUGGAUUACCUCCAAGACUGGACUCUGAAAGAAAUGUAACCUUGGAAUGGAACAUAAAGACAACUACAGGAUAUUCUUAUCUAUUGUUUCAAAAUCUUUUUUGAUUGUUGGUAUACUAAUCAUUUUCUUAUAUAAAAAUGCAUAAAUAUCUUGAUUAAUGUUUUAUCUAAAGCACUAUCCAUUUAUUUAUUGAUCUAUUUAACUAAUUUAGGAAACAGGAAGAAAAAAAGAAAGGAUGACCGUAAUAUUUUUAUUAAUAGCCUAGUUCUGAUGUAUCUUACCAUUAUAUUCAGAAUAGACCUUUAUUUUUUAGAAUUAAAGAAAUACAUAUUUUGUUAGUAUGAGAACAUAUGCCAGAUUUACCAAAUAAAUUAUUUUUCAUUCUAUAUAUUAUAAAUGCAUUUUGUUAAACCAAAAUACAUAAGACAAAUAAUGUAUAUUCACUUAUUUCAAUGUGAGAUAGUUUGUGUACCUUGUAAAAUCAUAUGAUCUUGGAAUGGAGAGGAAUGUCAGAGGUUCAGCUAGACCAAGUGUCUCAAUAUAGAGAUCGAGAAACUAAGAAGAAAAAUUAUUUCCUUAAAGUCAUUCUUCAGUCUCUCUGACAAGUUGCAACCCUCAUGUGAAUUUUCCCUCGUAGAAUUCAAAUCCAAAAUUAGUCAGGAAUUUUAAAAUGAUUUUUAAGUUGCAAUUAUUUUAUAAUAUUUCUUCAUGUCCUUCUUUUGUCAUUUGUUUGUAUUCCUUUGCAGCAAGAAUAAAGAGGUCCUUGAGGGCAGAGGACUGUAUGGCAUCUAUAGCUCUCCUCACAGUGCAUAUGCAGUGGUGUGGAGGACAGACUCUGUAAUCUCUGCAAAUAAUUCACCUUUUGUAAUUUCCUACAAUUAAAAAGUAGCUUAAAAAUUUAAAACCAGCUAAAAUAAACCUAAAAAUUCUCUUUCUUCAA
This is a messenger RNA of Vicugna pacos (alpaca), 2342 nucleotides long. RefSeq names its product transmembrane protease serine 11B. NCBI's taxonomy places the organism in Eukaryota, Metazoa, Chordata, Mammalia, Artiodactyla, Camelidae. The record is from RefSeq and is a predicted model, not a curated record. Gene Ontology annotation, biological process: proteolysis. Gene Ontology annotation, molecular function: serine-type endopeptidase activity. Gene Ontology annotation, cellular component: plasma membrane; extracellular region.